Messenger RNA from Sitophilus oryzae (rice weevil), 3268 nucleotides. RefSeq lists its product as uncharacterized. The record is from RefSeq and is a predicted model, not a curated record. The transcript has 3 exons. The coding region runs from base 204 to 788 and encodes 194 amino acids. NCBI's taxonomy places the organism in Eukaryota, Metazoa, Arthropoda, Insecta, Coleoptera, Curculionidae.
CGCUAGGUAAACCUGCGAGAGUCACAAACGCUGCGGCUCGCCUCGGUUGCUCGGCACAAGCCACGAUCAAACCUCGUUCAGAUCCCGCUCCGAACGGACGUGCCACGCUCCAAGGCGCUCAAGACGCGUGACCAUCGCGAGUUCGAACUCUCUUGUGAUUGCGAGUGAUUUUUUUUUAUUUUUAAGUGAUUCAGUUCGCGACCAUGGCAGUGCCAUUCACCAUGCCAGACGAUCAAAACGAGGUUGAGGUCCUCCUCAUCCAGCUUCAGGCGCUUCUGACCAAGCUUCAGAUUGCGGCGAGGAAACAUAGGCUCAGAUCUCAACAGGCUCAAUCUAAUGGUUCUGCGGCUGUGGCAACGUUGACGACCACAGCUCCUCUCAGAGUGCGAGGUUCGUCGAUAAACAGACAAAGAAGCGAGAGCUCCGAAACAGCAGCAUCGCCCGCACAAACUACGAACGCGAUACCAGAUCUCAUCUCAAAUUUGUCAUGGUUGGCCUCGUCUCACAACGAGACCCAGGCUGCCUCCGCUUUGACUGCCAUGCCCGUACGAUCUCCAAGACGAAGACGAACCAAUUCCGAAUCUUCGAAUUGCGACAAAACUACAAAAACCACAACCACCGACCUCUCUCAAGAUUGGAAUAAGGUUAAUUGUGAUGACGACGGAGAUGAUGAAGGCGGUUCGUCCGACGGAUUGCUGUCAAAAAUAAUGCCAGCAACUGUAUCCUCCUGCUCAUUCAUGACUGCAAUGAUCUGUUUUGUCGGAUGGCACAUAUUUUGUGGUCGGUAAAUCUCGCUCAAAAACAUUUUGAGGAGCCAUUUACAAUUCACCCAAAGCAUAAGUGAUUAAAAUCAUAGUUAAGAAUUCGCAUAUAUAUUAUGUUUUUUUUGCUUUAUGUUGUUUUUUUUUUCAUUAUACUUUCGGUGUGUUCUUUAUUAUUUCAUUUAUAUAAUAUUCUAUAUAUAAAUAUACUGAGUGUUAGGUUAAAUUUAAGGGUUUAUAUAAAGUAAAUAUUUUCCAAGUAAAUAAGAAUAAUCUUGUGAUUAGGUGUGGUAACUUUAACCGCACACGUUGUUAUCUAUGUCUAAAUAAUUAGAUUUUAUAUUUCUUGGAAAUUGUUUGAAGAUGGAUUAUGAUGUGGUACGCAGGUCAUUUGUCAAUAUUAUAAGCUUGUCGGUAAAGUACUGUGCGUGCUAUUAAAAUAGUUCUCUAUUAAAUUUGUUCGUAAUUAUUUUAGUUUAAACUAAAUGUUAUUAUUAAUUGAAAUAUAUUAGGAAGACAAUCAAGGUUAUUCAUUACUUUUUGGAAACUUUACUUUACCGAUUGGCAUAGUAAGAUUACUGUGUUGGUUCCAAAGAAAGAAAAAUAAAUCAAAGCGUUUGAUCUCAUUGAUUUAGGCCCAGGCCGUAUAUAAAGGCAGGUCUACACUCAGGAAUUUUUAUAUUUGUAAUUAAGUGGAAAUUUCAGUUUGCCUUCGCGAAACGAGAUUCGAAAUUAUUGGCUCCCAUGGAGCCAUUUUUCAAGUUUUUUUGACUGAUUUCGUUUGAAUUUUCGAUUUAGUUAUAAUUAAUUAACUUGAUAAUGUAAGGAAAAAGUCAAUUUGUAUAUAAUUUUUGAAAAAAAUCUCGUUUUUUUGAAGCUUGUAAUUAUUUGUAUAUAACGAUUUCAUUUUUGUUUCCAAAUGGUUAGAUUCAGCAGAGCCAAAGAAAGACAUGGAAGUGCCAAACGGCUAUAGUUUUAUUUGAUAAAUAUAACAGUAACAUCUACUUCAAAUUCAGAUAAUCCGAAAUUUUCUCACUUUUUUGAUUUGACGAGUUUUAUGAAUGCGAUCUGUGUCGAGAAACAAUUGCUCAAAGAUCGAUUGGUUAACUUUUGCUACCAAUGAGUCUGACUAUCUACUGUGUGUAUAAAAUGGUGCGGCAAGGGAUGCUUUGCCGCUAAAAGGUUUUCAAAUGAUCUCCGUAGGUAGAAUAGAGGUGCUGUCAUUGAGCUGAAAUUACCAGCUCGCACCUACGAGAUAAUUUAAAGCAGAGCACCAAUAUUUUAUGAAAAUUUUAUCGUACUUUCUAAAAGAAUUUAAUAUGUUGAUACCUGAUAAAUAAAUAAAGUAAAAAGAAAUAAAUAUUCUAAUCUAGUUUGAUAUUGAUAUAUAAAAUUUAACUGUAUUUUAAAAGUUAAAGGGACGUGCUCUGUUUGUAAAUUAUCCCGUUAACUUGUAAAUAUUGUGAGGCCAGGCCAAGACAAUUUGAAUUAAACUCGCUGGCACAGCCUCAGCCAUGCAUGCAUAUAGCUUUCUACUUUUUUACGAUGUAAGAUAUAUAAAGUUGUAUAUUGAAUGCGGAUAUUUUUAAAUAAAUAAAGCAUUUAUGUAAGAUUAAGGUUUAGUUCUAAGUUCUUUUAUAUAUAGCUCCCCGCUGGAAGCUAUACGCUAGAAUUAGCUCUUCAAAGCGCCUCUGUGAUUUAAGCCUUAAACAGGCGAAUACACCGUGUAAAAGAGACUUCCCAAUUUUUUGGGCCUUUUACAUAAAAUCCUGGUUCCAUUGAUCUCUGAAUACAUUUUGACAAAAUGUUAAUUUUGUAGUUUAUACUCCUAGUCAGUAUAGUCGUUGUUUUUACAUAGCGUUGGCUAGGUUCUCUAAUUAUUUCUAAGUUUAUGUAGUAGUGUUAUUGUUUACUUAUUUUGUUAUCAUCGCUAUAGAUAUAGAUGUAUUUUGCCGAUUGCCAUAUGAUUUCCGUUGCUACUAUAGAUACUCUGUGCUAAUUGAAACUUGUACAGCUGCCGGACGAAGCUGACCAUUCGAUGAAAAACUUGCCAAGCUUGUCCGGCUGCCUAUAUAUUUUUCUUGUCUACCUUGUUCAUAUCUUAAAUGCACGUGGUUCUCUAGCACGUGUCUUUAAGACCCGUCGAAAAAACAAAUGUUGUUUACCUGACUUGGACCAACAUUGAUCAUUUGGGCCCGUGAUAAUAACCCAACGUGGUCUAUAUAACCAGUUCAGAUUUUUUUUCAAAAUAGCUUAUAUUAUUUCCGAUAUAAUAAAUGUCAUAAGUUUUAUACAUGUUUAAUACAUAUAUCUAUAUAUUAUAUUUUUGUGAUGUGUGGAAGAAAUACUAUACGAUUUUUUAGUCGUUUUAGUUUAUUUUUGCUGCAGGUGGUGUAACAUUAUUUGUGCAGCUAUGGAUUUAUGCCAUACAUACACAUCUCUUACCAACGUCUUUCACCAUGUACUUUUUUCACUUUUAUAUAGUUGAUUUGGAAUAUAUGUAAACA